This is a messenger RNA of Trematosphaeria pertusa, 4516 nucleotides long. RefSeq names its product putative multidrug resistance protein. Gene Ontology annotation, biological process: transmembrane transport. The record is from RefSeq and is a predicted model, not a curated record. NCBI's taxonomy places the organism in Eukaryota, Fungi, Ascomycota, Dothideomycetes, Pleosporales, Trematosphaeriaceae. The transcript is spliced from 8 exons. Gene Ontology annotation, molecular function: ATP binding; ABC-type transporter activity; ATP hydrolysis activity. Gene Ontology annotation, cellular component: membrane. The annotation marks the transcript as partial.
CGGAUCAUCAAUCCAUCUCCCUUGGCAGCUUCGAUAUAAAGGAGGUGCCAGGCCGUCAUCGACUUCGUCUUUCGUCUCCAGGCCUCCCACAUUCAUGAAUUCAUCGAGCGAACUCUGUCCGCCGACAGCAGAAAGUGCCUUCGGCCCAAUUGUUCAGGGCUGCCGCAAUGACUUCGAUUUUACGCUUACGUUCGAGCAAGCCGUCUUUACUAUCGGUCCUUCCGCCGUGUUCGUGCUUGCCAGCGCUGUACGACUACCGUACCUCUUCUUCCGGCGCGAGCGGCUCAUUGAAGCGAACACCUUCAAAUGGCUAAAAGUAUUUACUAUAGCGGUCUUUGCUGCGCUACAGCUUGCUCUUGCGGUCCUAUGGGCGACGCGGCCCAGCAUCCCAGCCCGAAACACCGGUAUCGCGGCUGCAGCGCUUUCCUUCCUCGCAAGCAUUGCACUAUGUCUUCUUUCCCCACUAGAACACGCGAAGUCCCUUAUGCCGUCGACGAUUCUAUGCUCUUAUCUACUCUUCAGCAUCUUGUUCGACGCGACGAUCCUCCGUACGCUAUGGAUUUUCACGUUCGAUGACCAAGUGCGCAGAGUAUUUACUGCUUCGUUUUCACUCAAAGCAAUUAUUUUGCUACUAGAAGCGAAGGAAAAGCGAAGCUUUGUUUCAUCUAAGCAUGAUAGAGCUCGAAGCCCGGAGGAGUUCUCCGGAAUCUACGGCAAGAGCCUGUACUGGUGGCUCAAUUCGCUCAUCAAGACUGGCUUCAAGGAAGUGCUCAGCUCCGGGGAGCUGUAUCCAUUACCCGCGGGUCUUGAAGCACAUGAGCUAAAUCGGCGAUUCUGGGACGGUUGGAAUAAAUGUAUGCGCUUCCCAACUUCGUCUACCACCAUUUGUCGACUAACGUAUAGACUAGGUGGGAGCACGAGCAAACACAAGAUAUCAUUGGUACUCCUGAGCACCCUCAAAUGGCCUAUUAUGAGCCCAAUCGUACCGCGCCUCGUUCUUCUCGCCUUUACUUUCUGCCAGCCUCUCCUUCUACAACGAUUCCUCAGUUAUCUUCAGGAUCCCGUGGAGCGACAGAAUGCGAACAUUGGGUAUGGGUUGAUUGGGGCAUAUUUAUUCACGUAUUUUGGCAUGGCAGCAUCAUCUGCUGUAUACUGGCUCCUGACCUACCGAUCAUUGACUAUGAUCCGAGGAAUGCUGGUUACUGCUAUCUAUCAAAAGACAACUACCAUUGGUCUCACUGCCGUCGACAAUGCUAAGGCCAUGACCUUGAUGGGCACGGACGCCGAACGUAUCGUUCGCGGUGUCAUGGACUUCCACGAGCUUUGGUCGAGCAUACUACAAAUUGCUCUUGCAACCUGGCUGCUCGCCGAGCAGCUCGGAGCGGCAGCUGCCGGUUCAGCUGUCGUAUGCCUUGUGUCGAUUGUCGCGACCGUUGGGGGAGGAAUGGUCACUACGAAAUAUCAAUUAGCCUGGAUUGGUGCCAUUGAGCAGCGAAUUGGAACGACAUCUGCGGUGCUUGGGGCGAUGAAGUCUGUUCGCCUAUCGGGUCUGGCCGCAAAGGUUCAAGCCGCGAUCCACAAGCUCCGCCUCAACGAGAUUAAGAGUGCGCGGGGAUUCUGGUUCCUUAGCGCCUUCACAUCCACCAUAGCACUGGUUCCGCAAAUGGUGUCCCCAGUCGUCACCUUUGCAAUCUUCACCGCGAGCAGCGUUGCGAAGAACUCCGUCCUUGACUUCUCCCGAAUGUUCACUUCCUUGGCCUUUCUUAUCCUCCUUACCCAACCUUUGUUUAGUCUCUUCGCUGGCAUCAUCGAUUUCGUAGCAGCCAUCGGGUGCUUUGACAGGAUCAAUGACUACCUUGCUGCGGAGUCCCGCCACGACAAUCGCGAGCUUCUGAGCGAUAUCAAGCCUCGAGACGAGAAGCCGGCUGAUGAUGAAUACGAAAACGCUGCCAUCGCGCUUCGACAAGUCACCGCAACUUGGUCCAGAGAGGACCAUGCAAAUUCCACUCCAAGUGGCAUUACUCUAGCCAUCCCAUCCUCAAAACUUACUCUCGUCAUUGGGCCAGUCGCCUCUGGAAAAUCUACGCUACUCAAAACCAUUCUAGGCGAACUCCCGGUCUCUUCUGGCCAAGUGCUCGUCUCUAGCAAAGAGAUCGCGUUCUGUGACCAGACACCUUGGCUCUUCAACGGUACCAUCCUCGAGAACAUCACCGCUUUUUCGUCACUCGAUCCGGUAUAUUACGAAAGGGUACUCCACGCAUGCGCAUUGGAAAGUGAUCUUCAGGAGCUGCAAGACCGCGAUAGGACCAAGGUCGGAAGCAAGGGUUUCGCACUCAGCAGCGGACAGAAGCAGCGAAUUGCGCUCGCUCGUGCUGUCUAUUCUCGGAAAAGCAUCAUGCUCUUCGACGAUAUUUUAAGCCAGCUCGACGUCCCAACGCAGCGCCACAUCUUCACUCACCUUCUCGGUCCAGAUGGCUUGCUCAGAGGAAGCAAUAUCACCGUUGUCCUAGCUACACACGCAGUGAGCUUCCUUCCUUUCGCCGACAGGGUUAUCGUUAUGAGCGAAUGUGCAAUCAAGGAGCAAGGCACUUGCCAUGAGCUCCGCGCAAGACAAGGUGGUUACGUCUAUGAGCUGCACCGCAAACACACAAUCGAUGAGCACCGAAAUCUUCCAGGCACAUCGGAGCCAGUUCCUACUAAUAGAGUUGCCCCCCUCCGCGAAGUCGCAAAGGAGAGCCACAAUUCAUCCCCAUCAUCUAAGCCCGAGGAUGCAGACACGGCCAACGACAAGAAAAGGCUUCUAGGUGACACCGGCAUCUAUGUUUACUACUUCUCCUGCCUAGGUUGGCUCUUGACUUUUACCUUCUUCCUAUUACAGGUUGCCUUCGCUUUCUUCACGGUUUUCCCGAACAUUUGGUUAAAGUGGUGGGCCGAAUCCAACGGAGAGAAUCCGAACGCCGAAAACGCGAGGUAUGCCAGCGGUUUUGCCAGCCUUCAGAUCGCUGGGCUCGUCUCUUCCGGAGUGCUCACUUGGUUUUCGUUCAACAUAAUAGCCCAGAAGGCCGGUCUUCAGCUACAUAUCAAGAUUCUUGAUGCCAUCAUGCGCGCGCCAAUGUCGCUAUUCAGCACCACUGAUACGGGAUCCAUCACCACCAAGUUCAGCCAAGACUUCCAGCUCGUCGAUUCAAAACUCCCGCUCUCAUUGAUGUGUGUUGUUACGAAUCUGUUCAUUACGAUUGGGCAAGCAGGCCUUAUUGCUUCGGCGUCUGCGUGGAUCGUGCUCAGCUUCCCUGUUUUGAUUGCCGUAUUCUAUGUGGUGCAGCGAUACUACCUCAGAACGUCGAGACAGAUGCGUCUUCUCGAUCUAGAGCAGAAGGCUCCGCUCUACACCCAGUUCACUGAGUCCGUCGAAGGUAUGGCCUCUCUCCGCGCCUUCGGCUGGGAAGCCGCCUGCAUCACCAAAAACCACAGCCUCGUCGACGACAGCCAGAAGCCCUUCUACCUUUUAUACAUGAUUCAGAAAUGGCUUUCGCUCGUCCUUGAUCUCAUCAUCACCGGGCUCGCAGUGGUAGUCGUCGGCAUCGCAGUCGCUCUGCGGAACUCAGUCAGCGUCGGAUUCACCGGUGUUUCGCUCAGCCAAAUCAUUAGCUUGACGAGUUAUAUGAAGCUCAUCAUUCUCUUCUGGACGCAGAUGGAGACCAGCUUGGGCGCUGUGAGUCGCAUUAGGACGUUCAGUGAUGAGGCGGGUGACGAGAAUCGGCCGGAAGAGAAUGAGAGACCGCCUGAGGUGUGGCCGACGGCCGGUGCUGUCGAAAUACGGGAUCUUUCCGUUACUUAUCAGGGCAACGGUGCUUCUCACUUAGCACUCAAAGAUGUCACGCUGGCCAUCGCGCCCGGCACGAAAGUUGGCAUUUGCGGCCGCACCGGAAGCGGAAAAACCACGCUCCUUCUCGCCCUUCUCAAACUCGUCGACUCAGAGGGUCGCAUCACUAUUGAUGGUUUCGAGCACGCUACUAUCCCCCGAGCCAUCCUCCGCGAACGUAUCAUCGCCGUCUCCGACGAAGGUUUCUUCCUCCCCGGCGGCACACUCCGAGAGAAUCUUGACCCCCUCGACUGUGGCGCAGACGACACUUUGCUGAAGAAGAUAUUGACGGAAGUCCUACUCUGGGACGUCCCGAAAGAGCAGAGCAGAGACCCUCUCGAUUCCCCUUUCUCCCCAGACACCCUCAGUCACGGGCAAAAGCAGCUCUUCGCCCUCGCCCGUGCAAUGGUGCGCCAACUCGUUAAGGGGCCUGAGGCAGGCGGUCUCAUCAUCCUCGAUGAAGCGACGAGUCAGACGGACAAGACGACGGAUACUGUCAUCCAGCGCGUUAUACGCGAGUUCUUCAAGGGCUGUACGUUGAUCGUUAUUGCGCAUCGGCUGGAGAGUAUUUUGGAUUUUGAUAAGGUAGUCGUGCUAGAGCAGGGGCGCGUUGUGGAGCACGAUAGCCCAGAGGCACUGAGGAGGAAGGAGGGC